AUGACUGUUGUGCGUUUAUGUCAGAACCCCAAGCUGGCACUAAAGAACAGUCCUCCCUACAUUCUAGACCUACUUCCCGACACUUACCAGCAUCUGCGAACCAUCCUGUCCUGCUAUGAGGGAAAGAUGGAGACUCUGGGAGAAAACGAAUACUUCAGGGUGUUCAUGGAAAACCUGAUGAAGAAGACAAAACAAACCAUCAGCCUCUUUAAAGAAGGAAAAGAAAGAAUGUAUGAAGAGAAUUCCCAGCCUAGGCGCAACUUGACCAAACUGUCUCUGAUCUUCAGCCACAUGCUAGCGGAACUGAAAGGCAUAUUUCCAAAUGGACUCUUCCAAGGAGACACCUUCCGAAUUACAAAGGCAGAUGCAGCAGAGUUCUGGAGAAAAGCUUUUGAGGAAAAGACCGUUGUCCCAUGGAAGACCUUCCGCCAAGCCCUCCAUGAAGUUCAUCCUAUAAGUUCAGGCCUGGAAGCGAUGGCGUUGAAAUCAACUAUUGACCUGACAUGCAAUGAUUACAUUUCAGUGUUUGAAUUUGAUAUUUUUACUCGUCUAUUUCAGCCAUGGUCUUCUUUGCUCAGGAAUUGGAAUAGCCUUGCAGUGACUCAUCCCGGGUAUAUGGCAUUCCUGACAUAUGACGAAGUUAAAGCACGACUUCAGAAGUUCAUUCACAAACCUGGAAGUUAUAUUUUUCGUCUGAGUUGUACCCGACUUGGUCAAUGGGCAAUUGGUUAUGUCACUGCAGAUGGAAAUAUCCUCCAGACAAUACCCCACAACAAACCCCUUUUUCAGGCACUGAUUGAUGGCUUCAGGGAAGGCUUUUACUUGUAUCCUGAUGGAAGAAACCAGAACCCUGAUCUGACUGGCCUGUGUGAGCCCACACCACAGGAUCACAUUAAAGUUACACAGGAGCAAUACGAAUUGUACUGUGAGAUGGGCUCCACUUUCCAGCUCUGUAAAAUCUGUGCAGAAAAUGACAAAGACGUGAAGAUUGAACCCUGCGGUCACCUCAUGUGCACCUCUUGCCUCACAUCGUGGCAGGAAUCGGAGGGGCAGGGAUGUCCGUUCUGCCGGUGUGAAAUUAAAGGCACAGAACCUAUUGUAGUGGACCCUUUUGAUCCCCGAGGAGGGGGAGGGCUUCUGCGGCAAGGGGCAGAGGGGGCCCCCUCUCCAAACUACGAUGACGACGAUGACAGAACAGAUGAAUCACUCUUCAUGAUGAAAGAGCUGGCUGGUGCAAAGGUAGAGCGUCCACCUUCUCCAUUUUCAAUGACUCCACAGGCAGCACUUCCCCCAGUACCUCCAAGGUUGGACCUUCUGCAGCAGCAGCAGCGUGCGUCCAACCCACCUGGCGCUUCAAGCCCAGGAACCACUUCUAAGGCUGCGCCUGGUUCUCUUCACAAAGAUAAACCUCUGCCGAUCCCACCAACUCACCGAGAUCUUCCACCACCUCCACCUCCAGACAGGCCACACGCCCUUGGAACAGAGAGUCGGCCCCAGAGACGACCCUUGCCCUGCACUCCAGGAGAUUGUCCUUCCAGGGACAAGUUGCCCCCCAUGCCCUGUAACCGUCAGGGGGAGCUCUGGCCAUCGCGACCAAUGCUGAAGGCUCCAACUGAAACAUGGGCAAGUAGGGAGCUGAAGAACCGCCAUUCCCUCCCAUUCUCACUGCCUUCUCAAAUGGAUUCCAGAAUGGAGACUCACAGACUUGGCAGUACUCUGAGCCUGGACACUCCGGUGGUGAGCAACCAACUUGGUGGGCUCCCUGCUGGCUCAGACAGCGAGCACUCUAAAAUAAAACCUUCUUCUUCUGCCAAUGCCAUCUAUUCUCUUGCUGCAAGACCGUUGCUUGCCCCAAAGCUGCUCUCUGGAGAGUCCCCUGGAAAUGAUGAAGACUCGGAGUACAUGUCCCCUUCCUCCUUGCCCCUGGUGCCACCUGGCUGUGCUGGACAAAAGUCCGAAGCCAAACUGCCUUUGGAAAUGAGUCCAGGUUCACGUGUGUUGGAGUGUGACCAGGAAGUAGAGGGAACUACCUAUGAAGCAAUGUUCAAUAUUCAGUCCCAGGCAGCACCAUGUUCCUCUGAAGCUGCCAGUGUGUCUGACAUGGGCGAUACAGUAGCUGAUGAUCACACCCCCAAUGGUCCAGAGGAGUCAGAGAAUGAGGAAGGUGGCUAUGACAUUCCCCGAUCAUCCACCCACACGGCCACAGCUCGUCACACGCUGUCCGAUAUCUCCAGUGCAACCCCCUCCUUCAGCCGUGCGUCUCUGGAUGGCGAAAUUCCAACAGAUGUCUCGGAUGUCUCCCAAGUUCCAGAGAGGCCACCGAAACCUUUGCCUCGGAGAAUAAACUCUGAACGGAAAGUGGGCAGCUGCCUGCAGGUCAGCGGGGCAGGGCCGGUCCCUGUGGCCUCUCCACAGCUCUCCAGCGAGAUCGAGAAUCUCAUGAGCCAGGGUUACUCGUAUCAGGACAUCCAGAAAGCCCUGCUCAUUGCCCACAACAACAUUGACAUGGCCAAGAAUAUUCUCCGGGAAUUUGUCUCCGUUUCUUCCCCCACGCAUGUGGCUACGUAGCAGCUUUCUCAGCCCUGCCUGAAGCCCCGUGCAUCCACCUGCGUGGGCAGUCUCUUGCCCGCAUCGGCCUGGAGGAGGUUACAGGCCCCUUGAGGGACUUCCUGCGAAGCUGGGCCUGCCUCUGCUGAGCGUCGGUCGUCAGGGUUUUGUGCAAGUCCAGGUGUUCCAGUGGAGUGAAAUGGAGCCGAUAGGUGUGUCUUCGGCAGUCUUGUGUAUCUCUUUGGGUUCUCCUCUCUUUGCCCACCCGCCCCCUCGCACUUUCUGGUUUGAGAGAACAGACGUGUUAACUUUUGAUACCGGUCACCGGUUUCCUUUGCCGGUAGAACGGGGAAGGGCUCGGUCCCCUUGUCCCGUGCUGUGAAUUCCAGCCAGAGGCUGAGAUGCUGAAUGGUCCCUCCCCAUCCCUCGCGGUUCAGGAUGCCACGCAUGGGCCUCUUUUGCUGCUGCAUGUUUUGGCUCAGGGUUUUCAAACCCUCUGCUGUCAGGUACCAGUCCUCAAUGAAGCGAGAGGUUUCAAUGCCUCCUUUCUGCCCCCCUUCCCUUUUCGCCCUUCCUCUGGUUCUGGCUGGCAUUUUCAGUGCUCCUUUGGAAGUCGGCCUCUUCCUGAUGCCAGCUUUACUUGCCACACACUGGAUUCAACGGCAUGGUAGAUGCUGACAGCUCUCACUUGGGUCAGGGAAGGUGCUUGUGCAGGUGGGGAGUAGAAGCUACUUAGUUUUGCAGCCCCCAACCUUCUGGGCUUUGAAGUUAUCCGGGCUGGGUUAGGCCACCACAGCGGUUUCAUGACAUUCCUGAUGUUAUGGAUGGUCAACGUAGCUGGCCUCUUAGCAGCCUUUAGAUGCCCUGUGGCGCUCCCACCCAUCCUCUCCUUUUCCUGUAGACCUCGAAUUAACACGCCGCCCAGAGCCACUCUUUUGUGAGAUGGAUGGCUAUAUAAAUAUGAUCAAUAAAUAGAGUUAACCGCGAGCAAGGUCCCUUAGACGUUUACAGAAGAAAGUAAAGUACGUAGCACCCCCGGGAAUCAAUUACCUGCUCAGUAGUAAAAAUGCACCCGUUUUGUGUCAGGCGUCUAUGGAGCACCUCCAAAGACGGCAAUCCUUUUUCCUGGCUUGUUAUAUCAGGAGCAAAAGGUUAGAUCCUUGAAAAGAAACUCUACUGGAAGACUUAACGUUUGGGAAAGGCGCUGACUUUGUGAUGCCCUGGUUUAAGCUGUGAUGUUGCUUGCUGGCCUGAGUAUUUAGGGAAGCGAGAGGAUGAGCCUUUUGCAGUCGAGUGAAAAGUCAGCAAGCGGCUUUUUUUCACACGUCUUUCCUCAUCUGCUUGCCAGCUUUCAGUGUCAUCGGCAGGAUGAGAGCACGUGCCCUGGUACGAAAGUGGACAUCUUGAGAUCCACCGCACGCUUGGGUUCCUUGUUUAAAUAGUAUUAGUUCCUCUGCCCUAGUGAAAUGCAGAGGCCUUACAAGAGGCCAGAGAAGAGAGUUUCUGUGGAGUAACCUUUUCUUCUCGGGAGGUGUCACCUGAUGUAGGAAGGUCUUCUCUGGGCAGCAGAAGGCACCAAGAAGGGCUUAGGUGGCCAAGGCUUCACAGAAGCCCAAGCCCCCUCUGGACGUCGGUGAUGCCAGUCCAAGCUUGCUGCCUGUGCGUGAAUCAAGAUGAACUCGUUGAGCCUGGAGGCCUCAGGGAGAGGACUCAUGAUGUGCAUGAGGGAGAUGCUGAUGGCACCUAGAAGCAGGGAAUUGUACAUUCCUGCUGCAGGGACAGGAUGGGAGACAUUUUUUAAAGAGUCGCCAUGGCUUUCCUUUUUCCCCCACAGCCUAACAGUUGGUGGAACCCUUUUCUGUUUCUCUCCAGGGUGGUGAUUAAAUCUGUGUCAAUUCAAGAAUCAGUUUCUCAAAUUCCUUGCAAAACUGAAGAAGCUGUUAGUGUGAUCCUGGGGGAAUUGUUGAAGCUUCUUGGUGGAAGCGAGUUCUGUGCACUGUUAUCAGCCCAUGUCCUUGUUAGGGAAGGCAUUUGUUUCUCUGUGGGUGCCAUUCCACGGAUUACAUAGACCGGGGUGAGCAUUGCAAUGCGUGUACCCGACUGGAUUCUUCUGCAUGCGUGCUUUUAUUUCCUUUUCACGUCUUAAAUUUCACAAAGAUGAUUUUUAAGCGUCUCUCUUUAGGAACCACAUGAAUGUCAUAGUUUGGCAAGCACAAGGGAGGUACAGGGAAAAAUGCUUCCUGGGGUAUGUUCCCUGCUGCUUUUACAUUUGACCUUCACCCUCCCCCCCAGUCUCUUAAUUUUAAAAAAGGGUUGAUUUAUUUUACUGAAAGCCAAUGUAUAGUGCCUUUUUAAUAGGGGAAAUGCUGUUCUCUCCAAGAACGAAUCUGAAGCUAGACCGAAAACUUGACUGCAGAGUCCUGGAGCUCCUCCUUGCGUACAGUAGCUUGCAAGGAAGGAGCAACGGUUGGCCUCAAGCUAGCCUGACCGUGUGUAGCAGCACUCAGCCCCAACAAGCUGUCCUCCCGUAGCCUCGUUAACAACGAAACGCUGGUGUUUCCCGCCCAAAGCUGUACUUGAAGGUGAUGGAGCAUGGCUGGAAAAAUUUAACGUAGCCAUGGGAAACACCAACCCUUCCAUCAUUUGUUUCCUCCUUGAAACAGAGUCCACCGGUCUGGAAGCCAAGUCCAGUUGGCACCUUCAGGGGUAUCUAGAGCCUGCCUUGGGCCAAGUUUUGGGGCAUCUUCUGCCUUUGGCCUGAAGGGACAGAGCAUGGUCCGCUAGAGUUGCCUCUUGGGCACUGUGCUGACGUUUCCAUUCAUUUCUCCUGUGUGUGUGUGUGUGUGUGGUGUGCAUGUGUGUGGCUGGACAAGGAGUUUCCUGUGGAUUAAGUAUUCAGUGCCUGUUCAGUUCACAGAGAAUUUCUUUCCUUACAAGUGUUGCCUCCCUGCAUCUUAAAACUGCAGCUGCAUUUGGGACAUCAUCUGUGGUUCUGUAGCUUGCAGCAAACCCUGGAGCAGUGGAAUUAACCACGGGUGGCCACGUCCACCCACUGCUGGAGAGUUCCUGUUCUUUAGGACUAAAACUGCAACACGGGGAGAGGUUACGCUAAAUUAUAAAUUAUCUUUGCUGGGUAGGAAAGAGUGGUUAAUAAGUAGCUUUAUUUCUUCUGAAGGUUGAGAACCAAUUUAAUAUUGGUGUUAAAAAAGAUCAGAUUUUCACUGACUAUUUUAAAAGUUAUAAUAUCAUUAAUAUAAAAAUAUAUUAGCAGUAUUUAAUCCUUUCAGACCUGUAAAGAGUAAGAACAGAAGGUAAAUAUUCUUACAGAAUAGCCGAGCUUUAAGAUUCAUUUGGGCUAAAGUCCUCAUGUUUGUUUUGCAAAUGCAUUGUUAAUGUUUUAGAGGUUAUACUAAUGUUAUUUAUUUUUCAUUUUUCAUUCUGGUAAGGGGCCCACUAAAGAGCUUGGUGGGAGGAGGGGUGGGGGAGUUUAGAGUAUUUCAUGUGUGUCAAUAAAAAGAGAAACAAAAGCAAAAGUUUUAUUUUUAAAUAAAUUUCUUU
Messenger RNA from Python bivittatus (Burmese python), 6105 nucleotides. The record is from RefSeq and is a predicted model, not a curated record. NCBI's taxonomy places the organism in Eukaryota, Metazoa, Chordata, Lepidosauria, Squamata, Pythonidae.